UAUGUGCCUGCACCAUGCUUGCGUCCUUCUUGUAGUUGUGUAGUCACUGGUAUCGUGGGCACCCGAGUGCAAAUUUUGCUUCCUCAGGGGACGCUACUACUACUCUCGAACACUACAUGAUUCCACUACAUUAGCCGGAGUACAGUGUAGCUCCCUGUUUAGGCCUUCCGUGAAGAUGUCGCGGCGAGCCUAGCCUGUCCCGCACGGAGGCUGGAGUGGAGACGGUUUGGGCCCCGGACAUGAAGGACGCGGGCCCCUGCCCCUUCCCGGCGCCCGCGGGCGAGGGCGUGGCGCCCAGCACGCGCUGGUGCCUGUGGCACGUGCUGAGCAAGCACCCGGAGGGGCUGCCGUUGGGCAAGCUGGUGCAGCUGGUGACGGAAGAGAAAAAGGAGUUCAACUAUAAGAACCCCACGGGCGCGAUCUCUGGGGAGCUAUCGCGCGACAAGGAGCACUUUUGUAAGGCCGGCGGCGGCCGCUGGGCGCUCAGCGUGUUUGGGCCGUUCGAGGGAGCGGGCGGCAGCGGCGGCGGCGCGCCGCCAUCAGGCGCUGCAGUCGGCGUCAGCACGCGCGCGCACGCGCACGCCGCCACCGCGGUGCCAGGGGCUGCUGGCGGGGAGGGCGGCGGGGAGGCCAUGGACUUGGAUGAGGCAGCAGCCGGGCAUGAGGGCAACGGCGAUGCCAUGACGGGGGAGGACGCCGGCGCUGUAGAAGCCGGCGGUUGCGGCGGCAGCGGCAGCGAUAGUGAUGAUGAUGACCUGCCAAUCGGGGCCGCCGCCGCGGCGGCGGUGGCCGCUGAGGGCGCGGCGGCGGCCGCUGCGGCGGCGGCGACGGUGAAGCGGGCGGCCAGCACAUCAGCAGAGCCCGGGGACGGAGCGGCCGAGGCGGCUGGGGCGGCGGCUGGGGCGGCGGCUGGGGGCGGCAAGGCGCCGCCGCCCAAGCGCCAGCGCACCGACGGCGCCGCCGGCGACGCCGGGGAAGGCGUAGCGGCAGCGCCGCCUGCGGAAGGCGAAGGGGCGGCCGCGGAGGCCGGGGCGGGGCCAGCGGCGCCCACAGCCGCGGUGCCGGUGGCGGCUCCGGCUGCAGCUGGGGGCGGCCGGGGCCGGGGGCGGGGGCGAGGCCGGGGCCGCGGCGCCGCAGCGGCGGCUGCGAGUGGGGACGGCUCGGCGCCGGCGGCACCCGGCGCCCGCUCCUCGGCUCGCCUGGCCAACCGGGGCGGCUCGCAUGACCCAGCGGCGCCGGGCUCAGCGCCCGGCGGCGAGGAGGGCGGGGCGGCGCCGACUGGCCCAGCGGCCGCGGUGCGGCGGCGAAGCACGCGCACGAGCGGCAGCGCCGCGGCGGCGGGCGGGCCUUCGCCUCCGCCCUCCGGCGUGGCCGGAACGGGGGCGAGCGGGGAGGCGGCGGACGCGCAGCACGCCACCUCCAUGGAUGCAGACGGCGGCGCUGCGGUCCUGGGGGCCGAGGAGGGCGGCGCGGCGGCAGGCGGCGGCGUGGCGGAGCACCGGCCGCGGCGCGGGCGGCACUCGGCGGCCGCGACGACGGCCGCAGGCCCCGCGCCGGAUGGGCCUGCGGCGGCGGCUCUGGCGCGUGCGGCGGCGCGUGCAGCGACGAAGCGGGCUCAGGCUGGCAGCGUGGAGGGGGUGGCGGAGGGCGAGGCGGUCGGCAGCGGCGGCGGCAGCGCGGGCGCGUCACGGGAGCCCUCUCCGGACGGCCACGGUCGCGGUCGCGGUCGCGGCCACCACGCCGCCCAGCAGCACCACGGAGGGCACCCCCACAACACGCCCGCGACCGCCGGCGCACCGCAGGCUGCAGGCACCGCGUCGCCGCAGGCCGGCGAUACCACCACGCCCGCGGCGGCUGGCGCCGCGCCUGCAGGCGCGGCCGGCAACAACACCAGCAUCGCCGCCAGCCGCCCGCGCCGCGCCGCCGCCUCGCGCAAGCCCGCGGUGAUUGACGCCCCAGACACGGACGAGGAGGAGGAGGAGCAGCAGCAGCACUCGGCCUCGGAGGUGGGCAGCGACGUCGACGACGCAGCACUCGAGGCCGCCAGCGGCGCGCCCGCAGAGGAGGGCGGCGCGGGGCCGCGCGGUCGCAAGCGGCAGAAGCGCGGGCCGGCCCCCGGUGAUGCCGGUGCGGAAGCAGGCGCAGGCAGUGGUGCCGCAGCUGCGCCGGCCAGGCCGCGACGCGGGCGGCCGCCCGCUGCUGCCACGGCCGCGGCCGCCGCGGCCGCUGCUGCUGCCGCACCUGACGGCUCCGCCACGCCCGCAGCGAAUGCAGGCGUUGCCGCACGCCGCGGCGGUGCCGCUGGCGGUGACAGUCGGGACCCGUCGCCCACCAAGCGCGCAGGCGCCGCCGCCGCGGCCGGUGCCCGCCGCCCCGGCCGGCCCUCUGCUGCCGACAAGGACAAGGACAAGGACAAGGAGCACAAGGACGACAAGCCCGCGGAGGGCAGCCCGCCAGCUGGCGGCGCCGGGGCGCCCGCCAGCGGCGGCCGCCUCACGCGGCAACAGGCGCAGGCAGCUGCUGCAGCCGCGGCGGCUGCGGCUGCGGCAGCUGCGGCGGCUGCGGCGGCAGGAGACGAGGUCCAGCAGGAUGAAGGGGACGCUGCAGAGGACGCUGCCGCUGCUGAAGGUAGCACGCCGCUUGCUGCUGCUGCUGCAGCUGCACCAGCUACGAAGGCGCAUGCCAAGCCUGCAGACAAGGGCGGGAGCGAGCCCGCAGGUGCCGGUGCGGCGGCCGGCUCUCCCUCAGCGCCCCCCAUGCCCACCCGCACCCUGCCCGUGCGCGAGCACGCGCCGCCGCCCCAGGCCCCGCCCAACUCGGCCUCCGCGCUUGCGCGCAAGGCGCUCGCGGCAGCUGCGGCAGCCGGGCGCGCCGCCGGCGCAGCUGCCGGCGCCGCCGUGGUUGCGGCCGCCGGCGCGGCCGCCGCCGUCGUCAUGCGCAAGCCCGCCGCCGCGGGCGAGGCAGGUAAGGCGGAGCCAAGGGCCACCGCUGUGAAGAAAGAGCCGGCGGCGGGCGCCAAGGACGCCGUGGCGGCCGCCGGCGCUCCCGUCAAGCGGGAGGCUGCGGUCAAGAAGGACGCCGGCGCAGCGAUACUUGGGCAGUUACCAGCAGGUGCAGCAGCAGGGGCAGCAGCGGCGGCGGCGGCCGGUGACACCGGUGCCGGUGCAGCGAAGCCGAAGCCUGAGGAUGCAGCUGCUGCUGCGCCAGCGGCAGCGGGCGACGGCGAGGCGGGGGCGGCAGCGCCUGCUGGAGAGGCAGCGGUGAACGGGCUAGGCACCGCCUCGGCCCCGCUGCCGCCGGCGACGCAGCCGGGAGCCGGCGGCAGUAGCGCCAGCCUGCCGCAACUGCCGCAGGCGCUAGCGCCGCGGCUCAACCUCUCCCGCCCGCCGACCAUGGUCACCGCCAAGCUGCGCGCGGCGCCGUCUGCACAGCUGCCGGCGCGCGCCGCCUUGGGCCCAGCUCCGUCGGGUGCGGCUGUGCCUGCGGCAGGCGGGCCUGGCGGCGGCGCGGGGCUGGCGGCGGCGUCGGCGCCCGCCGACGCCGCGGCUGCGGCGGCCGGCACCGCGCCUGUCACUGCGGGCGCAGCCGACGCGCCCGCGCCGCCGCCAGGCGACGCGGACGCCAGCAUCCCGGCCGCCGGCAUUGCAACCGCCGGCGGCGGUGCGGCGGCGGCCGCCAUGGACGCCGGCGGCGAAACUGGCGCCGCCAGCCGCGGCGCCGCCGCCGGCCUUAGCCGCCCCGGCAGCUCCACCAACCUCGCCGACGCCGGCGACGCAACGCCCGAACCCGACGGCUUCCUCGGCGGCGGUGGCGGUGGCGGCCUGAUUGACGACCUGUACGACGGCGGCGCGGACGGCGGCGGCGCCGUCGCGCAGCCCACCAUGCUGCCGCGCGCCGUCCUGGGUCUGGACUCGGCUGGCUACGCCCGCCUGCUGUGUGAACUGCGGCGCGGGCUGCUGCUACCGUCCUUCGUGCCCUUCCGCCGCCUGCGCGGCGGCAUCUGGCUAGACGGCGCCGCCGUGCAUUGGGAGCUGCGGGCGGCCCGCGAGGCGGCGGCGGCGCGCGCCGCUGCAGCUGCGGCAGCGGCCGCAGCCGCCGGGGAAGAGGCGCCGCCACCCCCGCCGCCGCCCCCGCCGCCGUGCGGUGGCGAUGCCGCCGCGCCGGCGACUGUUGGCGCGGAGGCGGGCGCCUCGGCACCGGCGGCGCCGCCGGCGCCGCCCGCUAACCCGAUGGCGGCGUUGCGCUCCCGGCUGGGUGACUGGGGCUGCGCCCGCUUCUGCGACGCUCCGCCCCCGCCACCACCGCCGCUGCCGCCGCCCUGCGACGACGACGCCGACGGCCCGCCGCCGCUGCCGACGGAGGCGAUGCCGCCUGGCGGCUCCGACGACGGCGCCGCCGCCGCCGGCGGCCGCAAGGGCCAGCGCCGCACGCCGCUCUUCGCCUACGGCACGGACCUUGGGCAAGGGCAAGGGCACCGCAGCGCCGCUGGCGGCGCCGAUGCAGCUGCCGCUGACGGCGGCGGCGAUGGCAGCGGGCGCCCGGCGCGCCGUGCGCCGUACCUGCUCUCAGGCGGCCGCCGCCAGGGCGGCGGAGCCGCCGCCACCCAGCCCUCCGCAAGCGCGGGGACAGGUGGUGGCGGUGGCGACGACGCGGGCGGCAGCGAGGACGAGGACAUGAGUGUAGAUGGCGCCCGCGGCGGCUCAGCGGCGGCGGCGGGCCGGCCGCCGCGGCCAGGGGUGGACGGUUCGACGGGCGUUGGGGCGCGGCGCGCACCGCGGACACUGCUGCCUUCCAGCUUCACCACGGCGUCAGCCUCGGGCGGUGCGGGCGGCACCAGCCAAGGAGCGCGUGACCGUGCCGCGUCAGCAGAGCCGGACAGCAACCACAGAGGGGACAGCGCCUGGGAGGCCCGCGACCGCGACCGCGACGGCGGCUGGCGCGACCGGCCCGAGCGCGAGCGGUCGCGCGAGCGCGGCGGCGGCAGCGACGACCGGGACCGCGACGCAGGCGGUGGCGGCGGCCGCAGCAGUGGCGGCUACCGGGAGCGGGACAGGGAGCGGGAACGCGAGCCGCUGCCGCCGCCGCGUGAGCGGUCGCGCGAGCGCGGUGCCGGCGGCGGUGCGGCGGCAGCCCGUGGGCGCGAGCGCUCGCGGGAGCGGGAGGCGGUGCCGCCGCCGCGGGAGCGCUCGAGGGAGCGGCCCGGCGCAACGCCGGCAGCUGUGUUGAACCGGGACGCCAUCCGGUCCCGGGAGCGGCGGCUGGAUGCGCAGGCGGGGCGGCCCGCGGCGGCGCCGCCAGCUGCGGAAGGCCCCGUGGUCAUCCGCGCCCCUACCGUGAACCCCUCCAUCCGCGACGUGUCCCGCCUGUUCAAGUGCGGCGUGCUGUUCAACUACUCCAACGACACCAUGCACGAGGUCAUGCGCGGCGGGCGCUUCGGCUCCAACGACCGAGACACCAUGCAGAACAUCGUGUCCAGCACGCUGGUGUUCUUCUGGAACUUCGACCGCCGCCUGCUGCACGGCCCCUACUGCAAGGCCACGGGCGAGGGGCUGGAGAUGUAUCGCUCGUCGGACUGGAGGUUCAAGUUCGCGCUCAAGUUCGAGAAGGUGGCUCGCUUCCCCGGCGGCCUGCCCGAGCGCGAGGCGCUGCGUGCCGGCCUGACGCUCAUGGACAGCGCGCGGCGGCUGAUGAGCACAGAGCUGCGCAUGGCCGUGUGCGAGCGACUGUACCGAGCCUUCGAGGAUGAGGACCUGCGCCGGCAGCGUGAGAAGCAGUACAAGGAGCAAGCCGACGGCGGCGGCGGCGCAGCCGGCGGCGGCGGCGCGCCAGCGCCCAGCGGCAGUACUGCAGACGGCGACACCGCCGGUGGCGGCGCCGCCGCCCCCGCCACGACCACGGCCGGCGGCGGCGGAGCCGACGGCCCUCCGUCGUCCCGUGGCGGCGGCGGCGGCGGCGGCGGCGAUGCUCGCGGCUCGGUGCCGCCCGCUGACGUGGACAGUGGCCGCGACCGCCUCCGAGACCGGGGCGACCGGGAGCGGGAGGGCUACCGCGAUGGCGGCGGCAGUGGCGGAGCCGGCGGCGGCGGCAGCGGCAGUGGCGGCGGUGGUGGUGGUCGGGACCGAGAACUCCGCGACAGGGCCGGCGGCCGCGGUGGCGACCGGGCAGGAGAGCGCGGGGCGGACCGGGAGCGGGAGGCAUACCGGGACCGCGACGCGCGUGACCGGGAUGUGCGGGACCGCGACCGUGAUGGGUCCGGCGUGUACCGUGACAGGGAGCGGCCGGAGCGGCUCGAGCGGUCCGAUCGCGAGUACCGUGACCGUGGUACAGAUCGGGAGCGCGGCGGCGGUGGAGGCGGUGCAGGUGGAGGCGGAGGCGGAGAGCGCUCGGAGGCUCGGGGCGCCCAUGCCGGCGGUAGUGGCGGUGGCGGUGGCCGAGACAGGGAGCGGGAGCGUGACCGGAUACUUGCUGAGCCGGAUUAUGCCGUCGGCGGCGGCGGCGGCAGCACCAGCAGCGGCGGCGGCGGCGGCGAAGGCGCCUUCCGAGAUGCACGUGACCGGGACCGGGAGCGGGAUCGCGACCUAUCCAGCGGCCGCGCGCGCUCACGUGAGGCCAGCACGCCGCCGCCGCGCAGCGUUAGCAUGGGCGGCGCGGAGGAUGGCGGCGGAGGCGGCGGUGGCGGCGGCGGGUUAGGCGCCGGGGGCGACAGCAUGCAGCUGCGCGCGCGCAGCGGCUCCGUCAGCGCCGCCGCCGUCGCCGCCGUCGCCGCGGAUGCCGGCGGCGAAGAUGCCAUGGAGGUGGACGGCGUGGUGGAGGGCUAUGGCGGCGCGACGGCGGCGGCGGCGGUAGCGGCGCCGCUGGACCGGGAGCUGCGCGACUCGCGGCCCAUGCCGCCGCCGCCGCGGGAGCGCUCGCGCGAGCGGGGUGCUGCCGACCGCGCUGAGGGCCGCGGUGACGUGCGUGACGGCCCCGCGCCGCCUCGGGAGGGCCGGGAGGGCCGGGAGCGGGACGUGUCGCGGGAGCGCGACGGCGGAGGCGGAGGCCGGGACCGCCUUGACCGGGAGCGAGACCUGCGGGACCGAGAGCGGGACCGCGAACGCGAUCGGGACAGGGAGCGCGACCGGUCCCGGGACCGAGGCGGUGGCGGCGGCGGCGGCGCUGGUGGCGGUGCCGGCGGUGGCGGUGCCGGCAGCGGGGGCUACCGGGAACGCGACUUGGCCAGGGACAGGGAGCGGGACCGCGAUCGGGAGCGGGACAGGGAGCGCGACAGGGACCGCGGCGGCGCUCCGGGCAGCAGGGAGGCGGAGCGGGAGGCGCGGGAGCGGGAGGCACGUGAGCGCAGCUGGCAGGCGCGCGGCCUGACGCGCCGGGAUGGGCUGGAGCGCGCCACCGACCGCGGGGACCCCCGCGACCGGGACCGGGAGCGGGACCGUGUUGAUAGGGCUGACCGAGAGCGCGGCGGUGGAGGCGGCGGCGGAGGCGGCGGCGGGCGCUAUCGUGAUGAUGGCCGGGAUGGGCGUGGAGGAGCUGCAGGAGCAGGCGGCGGCGGAGGGAGGGAGCGGGACGGCGGUCGGGAAGGAGACUACACCGAGCGGCGGGCGGAGCGCGGCGGCAGCGGCACCUGGGAGGUCCGCGACGGCGCCGCUGGUGGUGGAGGUGGGGGCAGCGGGCGCCGUGAGCGGUCGCGGUCCCGGGAGCGAGACAGCGCACUCGGGCAGCGGGCGGGCUCACUCCGUGCUGCUGCUGCUGGCGGCGGCGGCGGCGGCGGCGGCAGUGGUGCAGCAACCCUAGGCCGCGACGACCGCCCUGCAGCGGAGCGUGCUGGCGGCGCCUCCACCCCCAAUGCUGGCGGGGGCGGCGGCGGUGGAGCGCAGGUGUCGCCGGGCGCACCUAGGGCGGCGUCCGGCGCCGGUGGCGCGCAGCCGGCCGCCGCAGCAGUUGGCGUUAGCAAGUUGGGCGCCGGCUCUAGAUCUACGUCGUCCAGUGGCAGCUCGUCAUCUGACAGCAGCUCGGAUUCGUCCAGCUCGGAUUCGGAUUCCAGCUCCUCCGACUCCGGCAACUCAGCGGGCGCCGCCGCCGCCACCGGUGUCAGCGGCGCGCCGGCUGCUGGCGCGGAGCCGCCGUCGCCGCACCAUCAGCAGCAGCAGCACACUCCGCGAAGCGGCUCCGCCGCCAAUCCGGCUCCGCUGCCUGUACCUGCACAGGCCGGCCUACAGGCCGGUCUGCAUGCCGUGCCGCAGGGCGCGGCGGCAGAGGGCGCCACGCCCACGUUUCCGCCGGCCGCGGCGGCGCAGCCAGGCGCUGGACCGUCGGCCGCGGGUGGCGUGGAAGCGGGGAGCACGGCCGAGCCGCCGGCAGCGGCUGCGGCUGCGGCACAGGGUGCUGCCGGCCAUGGCAGUGGCGGCGGUGGUGGUGCUGGAGGUGCAGGUGGUGGCGGUGGUGGCGGUGGUGGUGGUGAGGGUGAGGACGACAUCUGGGGUGAGCUCGACGACCUGACCAGUUUGGGCACGCUUUGAGUGCGGCGCACUCCUUGCGCGUUCUGUAGCAAGCGCGGCGCCAUCACAGGUCGUGAGCGGGGCCGGCGGGCUGGGGCAGCCAGGUGGGGUGUUCCCAGCAGGCACCGGGGCAUGCAAGCGGAGUGUAGACAUGGGCCUACAUGGGUUAGGCUAGCGCAGGGGCUCGUGUGGGUACCUGUAAUUGUAUAGGCGCGCGACACAUGUGACGCGCGAUCACGCGACGGGUGUACUGUACUGGGAAAGUGGAUGGAGGAGGUAGAGGGAGCGGUUCCCAUUUGCAAAUGACCCCAAAUCACGCUGUCCGGCCUAGGUCCAUGAUGUGAGGCGCUGUCAGACCUUGACACCUAGUCUGUUCAGCGCUAGCCAUCUUACACCGUUCCGGUUGUCGCCUGUUCUAGGCAUAGGCCAAACACAUUGUUACUUCGUGUGGGCGUGCGGUGAGCGCGGGAGACUGGACAGUGACGGUCUGCUGGCGAGGGUGAGCUGCGCUCAACAGGCAAGGCGACAGACUGUCGUUCAUUAUUGUGACAAACUUACAGUUCCAGCUGCAAGGCGCGAAGACGCUGAUGAUUCCAAUAGACGCA
Chlamydomonas reinhardtii is the source of this 9097-nucleotide messenger RNA. RefSeq lists its product as uncharacterized. Lineage: Eukaryota; Viridiplantae; Chlorophyta; Chlorophyceae; Chlamydomonadales; Chlamydomonadaceae. Bases 240 to 8513 code for a protein of 2757 amino acids. The transcript is spliced from 12 exons. The record is from RefSeq and is a predicted model, not a curated record.